CGGGAUCAUUUUCAGUUUUUCACAAACUUUUUUUUCACCAUAAAAAAAAGUUCAAAAAAAAGCAGCAGCUUUUUUUCAUCAAAUAAUUCUACUACCAUAUUUGUCAUUAGAUUUCAAUAAUCAAUUUUCAAUUUUUCAUACUCUUUCACUCGGAAAAAUCAAACGUGUUGACGUGACCAUUCUCCUCAUUGACCAUUCUCUCUCUUCAAUAUAUAUACACUCCCACCACUUCAUUCUUUGCUUAGAUGAGAUCCUCUUAAUUCCAUACAUACAUACAUACAUACUCUCCUUCAUCUCACCUACAAAUCUCAAACCUUCUAAAAAUGGCAGGAGCUAAAGAAAUCUUUGGCACAUCAAUUAUGGAAAGAUCUUCAUUAAUUUCUUCCACUAAGUUCAUCCAAACACUCCCUUAUACUAAAAAAUUCCCUGUUUUAAUUAAACCUAAUUAUUUAAGAGGGAAAAGAUUGUCUGUGAGACCUGUAGCUGCUGUUAGUGAGGAUUAUUACUUGAUCAAAACAUCUCAGCCGUCUGAUUUGUUGGGUCAUAAUCAUGAUGAUUCUGGUGAUGCUAAAUUUAAGGUUAGAGCUGUGGUUACUGUGAGGAACAAGAUUAAGGAAGAUUUAAAAGAAGCACUUGUUAAACAUAUUGAUAAUUUAUCUGAUAAGAUUGGCAGAAAUGUUGUUCUUCAGCUUGUUAGCUCUGAAAUUGAUCCAAGAGCAAGAGGACCAAAGAAAAGCAGCGAAGCAGUAUUGAAGGAUUGGUCAAAAAAAUCAAAAUUGAAAGCUGAAAGGGUGAAUUAUUUGGCUGAAUUUGUGGUGGACUCCAAUUUUGGUGUACCAGGAGCUAUCUUAAUCACCAACAACCACCAACAAGAGUUUUUCUUAGAGAGUAUUACUAUUGAAGGUUUUGCAUGUGGCCCUAUCCAUUUCCCUUGCAAUUCUUGGGUUCAAUCUUACAAAGAUAUUCAAGCCAAGAGGAUAUUUUUCCAUAAUAAGCCAUAUCUACCACAUGAGACACCUGCAGGACUGAGAGCACUAAGAGAGAAGGAGUUGAAAGAAAUAAGGGGUAAUGGCAAAGGAGAGAGAAAAUUGUCGGACAGGAUUUAUGACUAUGAUGUCUAUAAUGACUUGGGCAAUUCAGAUAAAGGAGCAGAAUAUUCACGUCCAAUUCUUGGAGGUCAAAAGAUUCCAUAUCCUAGACGGUGUCGUACUGGCAGACCUCCUAUGGAAACUGAUAUCAUGAUUGAGAGCCGUGUGGAGAAGCCAUUACCAAUAUAUGUUCCUAGAGACGAACAAUUCGAGGAAUCAAAGGCAGGAACAUUCUCUUUCUGCAGGCUGAAAGCAGUUCUUCACAACUUGCUACCAUCGUUAACAACCAAUAUUUCAUCUAAGCACGAUUUCACCGGGUUUAAGCACCUUGACAGCCUCUUCAGUGAAGGGUUACUUCUUAACCUUGGUUUACAUGAUGAACUUCUUAAGAAACUGCCUCAAGUUGUCAGCAAAAUCCAGACAACAAGUCAAGGCUUGCUUAAGUUUGAUACCCCUGUCAUAAUUUCCAAGGAUAAAUUGGCCUGGAUGCGAGAUGAUGAAUUUGCAAGACAAUUUUUAGCUGGUGUUAACCCCGCUAGCAUUGAGAGGAUGCAGUCUUUUCCACCAGUGAGCAAGCUUGACCCAAAUACUUUUGGUCCUGUAGAAUCUUCCCUCAAAGAAGAACACAUUGUUGGGUACCUAGAUGGGAUGUCGGUGCAACAGGCUCUGGAUGCGAACAAGCUAUUCAUUGUGGACUAUCACGACACAUUUCUUCCAUUUUUGGAGCGAUUGAAUGCUCUAGAUGGCCGGAAAUCUUAUGCAACUAGAACUGUGUUCUUCCUAACCUCACUUGGCACCCUUAAGCCAAUCGCCAUUGAGCUGAGUUUACCACCAUCGGGACCCAAUCCAAACUCGAAAAGGGUAGUGAGUCCUGCGCUUGAUGCCACCAGUAACUGGAUUUGGCAGCUAGCUAAGGCUCAUGUCUGUGCCAAUGAUGCUAGUGUUCACCAACUUGUUCAUCACUGGUUGCGGACUCAUGCAGCAUUAGAGCCAUUUAUCCUAUCAGCUCACAGGCAAUUGAGUUGUAUGCAUCCUAUUUACAAGCUCUUGGAGCCGCAUAUGAGAUACACAUUGCAUAUCAAUGCUCUAGCUCGCCAAAGCUUGAUCAAUGGGGAUGGUGUUAUUGAGGCUUGUUUCACCCCUGGUCGCUAUAGCAUGGAGAUUAGCGCGGCUGCCUAUAAGGAUUGGCGUUUUGACUUGGAAGGCCUCCCUUCUGAUCUUAUCCGAAGAGGAAUGGCAGUACCAGACAGCACACAACCACAUGGACUGAGGCUUUUGCUUAAGGAUUAUCCAUAUGCCGCUGAUGGGUUACUAAUUUGGGAGGCCAUCGAAAACUGGGUUCGAGAUUAUGUGAGCCAUUACUACAAGGACACGAACCUAGUGUCCGAUGAUAGGGAGAUUCAGGCUUGGUACUACGAGGCAGUCAAUGUAGGUCAUGCUGAUGUGCGUGAUGCAAGCUGGUGGCCAGAACUAAACACUACAGAUGACCUUGUAAAAAUCAUCACUACUUUGGUUUGGUUAGCCUCCGCCCAGCAUGCUGCUCUUAAUUUCGGGCAGUACCCUUAUGGAGGGUACGUCCCAAAUCGCCCUGUUUUGAUGCGUCGUUUGAUCCCCGAUGAGAAUGAUCCCGAGUAUGCAAGCUUCUUGUCUGACCCGCAAAAGUUUUACCUAUCUGCACUCCCUAGUGUCUUACAGUCAAGCAAGUUUAUCGCAGUGAUUGACACCCUCUCUACACACUCUCCUGAUGAGGAGUACCUUGGGGAACGAGCCCAGCCCUCGACAUGGACCGGGGACCCAGUGAUUGUCGAGAAGUUCUUCGAGUUCUCGUCGGAGAUAAGAAGGGUGGAGAAAGAAAUUGAUCGGAGGAACUCUGAUACUAGCCUUAGAAAUAGGUGUGGUGCUGGUGUAAUCCCUUAUGAGCUUAUGGCUCCUAGCUCUGAGCCUGGAGUUACUUGUAGAGGAGUACCCAAUAGCAUAACUAUUUAACGGCUAGACUUGCGAUUUUAACUAUUUUGUUUUGAUCCCAAAUUAGUGGUUGGGAUCUCGUGAUAUAGUUUUAAGUGUAUCUAGAGAGUCAACUAUCUGUAAUAACUAAUAUGCUAUUGGACUUAGAGAAAGCUUAUGUUUUGUAUAAACCCAAAUAACUAAAAUUUAAUGACCAAUUAUUGUAUAUGAAUAUUUAUUCGGGAGUGGAUUAUGGCAAAA
Molecule: messenger RNA, 3293 nt
Organism: Beta vulgaris subsp. vulgaris (sugar beet)
Lineage: Eukaryota; Viridiplantae; Streptophyta; Magnoliopsida; Caryophyllales; Amaranthaceae
Product: linoleate 13S-lipoxygenase 3-1, chloroplastic
Exons: 8
Coding region: 324-3074 (916 amino acids)
Biological process (GO): lipid oxidation
Molecular function (GO): metal ion binding; oxidoreductase activity, acting on single donors with incorporation of molecular oxygen, incorporation of two atoms of oxygen; protein binding
Source: RefSeq, a predicted model, not a curated record